This is a messenger RNA of Theobroma cacao (cacao), 1359 nucleotides long. The record is from RefSeq and is a predicted model, not a curated record. Lineage: Eukaryota; Viridiplantae; Streptophyta; Magnoliopsida; Malvales; Malvaceae.
AUGGAUGAGUGUUAUGAGAGGCUGCGGGGGGCUGCUCAAGCAGGAAAUAUCGAUGCAUUAUAUGCAUUAAUUCGAGAAGAUGCAUAUCUUUUGGAUGGCAUUGAUCAGAUGCCAUUCUUUGAUACCCCACUGCACAUAGCUGCAGCUGCGGGGCACACUGAUUUUGCCAUGGAGAUAAUGAACUUGAAGCCAUCACUAGCUUUAAAGCUGAACCAUGAUGGCUUUAGCCCUAUUCACCUUGCCUUGCAAAAUGGGCAAAAAGAGACGGUCCUUGAUCUCCUGGGAAUGGAUAAAGAUCUCGUUCGUGUCAAAGGAAAGGAGGGUAAAACUCCUUUGCACUACGUAGUUGGAGAAGCGGACCUCAGUCUUGUAUUCACAUUUCUCUUGUGUUGUCCUGAAUGCAUCAGAGAUGUGACAAAUCAAAAUGAGACUGCUUUGCACAUUGCAGCUCAAAAGAACCUACUGGAAGCUCUUCAAGUCCUUGUAGGUUUGCUUCGGAGGACGCAUCACAAAGAUGGAAAAUUAUGGGACAAAGAAGUCCUGAAUUGGAAGGACAAGGAAGGCGAUACUGUGCUGCACAUUGCGAUGGUAGAACUUUUACUAGAUUGUGGGAUCGAGAAGAACGCCAUGAAUUGGAGCGGGUUGACAGCAAUGGAUAUCUUACAGGGCCAAAGCCAAGUCGACAACAAAAGGACUUUGGAAGUUCUACGCUAUUUUGGGUGCUCGAAUGCUUCCUCAAUCCACACUAAUUCCACCUUUGUUAAGUUCUUAAGAUCAAAGAUCUCGUUUUCUGAAAGAUCGAAUAUAGUUAUAAGCCGGAUGAGGAAAAACAUAUCAAAUGGCACUCGCAACGCAUUACUGGUAGUGCUUGGUCUAAUUUUAACUACCACCUACCAAUCUGCUGUUAAUCCGCCUUAUGAUCUUUUUCAACCAGUUAUUCGCCAGGAAAUGAUCCCUCAAGAUGCAGGGGGACAAUGGGUUUCUCCGAACGAUGGUAUUAUGGCCGCUCUUGAUCCGCUUGCUCUGUCUUUCUCUAUCUUCAAUGCAAUUGAUUUCUUGGUAACACCUUUAGUGACACUUUUGAUCCUCCCUUGGGUUCCUUAUGGUCAGCUGCUUCACGUCCUAUUGCUGCUAGUAUUUAUCCUCUUCGUGGCGUCAAUGGGUUUGUCGCUUGCAUCGACGACUUCGGUUAUUGGGAUUGGUGUGUUUUGUUCUUUCGUAGUUAUCACAAUAAUCCUAGGGAUAUUCAUUGUCAUGAACAAAGUUAGAAGCGGGAAGGUUGACACAGACUGCAUCAAGGAAGUUGGUGACAGGAUACGUCUGCACGGGCACGAGGACGACGACAUUAAAAAGAAGUAA